ACUCACUGUCGACUAUCACCACCAUGAUCAUCAAUAGGACUAUAGGAGUCCCCCAAUUCCCAAGCCCACUCCGAUCUCAUGGCCGCCCCUCUGCUUCUCAGAGGCAUUCCAGUCCUCCGCCUUCGACUCCACCAUCACCACCGGCUCGCCGCCAGUAUUUUCGCGACGCCGCGCCGCCCCUGGUGCACCGCCGCCGAACCGAAUCGGGCCGACGAGAGUUUAUCUCCUGCAGACAACUUCACCGCGGCCUGGAGUGCCAGGGACCCUCCCAAGCACCCUCGGUGGGAGGACCCUGACUACGGCCAGUGGAAGGACAAAGAAAAGGAGAUCCUCCGAGACAUCGAGCCCAUCACUACGCUCACCAAAGAGAUUCUCCACUCGGACAGGUAUAUGGAUGGGGAACGUCUAACAGCCAAAGAUGAGAAAGCUGUGGUAGAGAAGCUUCUUGCUCAUCAUCCACAUUCUGAAGAUAAAAUUGGAUGUGGACUUGAUUCUAUUAUGGUUGAUCGGCAUCCCCAAUUUAGACGCUCAAGAUGCCUCUUUGUCAUAAGAACUGAUGGUGGAUGGAUAGACUUUUCCUAUCAAAAGUGCCUUCGAGCAUACAUUCGAGAUAAGUACCCAUCCCAUGCAGCAAGGUUCAUUCGGGAACAUUUCAAACGCGGUAGUGGUUAGUGUGUUAGUCCUGUUGAUUCUUAGAAUUUUUGGUAUCACUACAUAUGGCCAUGUAUGUUUAUUUUAUUUUUUUCCCCCAUAAGGGGCAAAGAACUUUCACAUUGUUUUCAGUGACCUAUAUAUAUAGCCUAGAUCGGCAAAUUGUCAAUGUAGUAGAUGAUCCGUGACCAGCCCUUAAUGUUUGUUUACAUAUAUGAAGACACAGAAAAUGAUUGAAGUGAACUGUUUGUUGA
Messenger RNA from Corylus avellana, 905 nucleotides. Its product is annotated as DCL-like protein. Gene Ontology annotation, biological process: chloroplast organization; chloroplast rRNA processing. The record is from RefSeq and is a predicted model, not a curated record. Gene Ontology annotation, cellular component: chloroplast. Lineage: Eukaryota; Viridiplantae; Streptophyta; Magnoliopsida; Fagales; Betulaceae.